Messenger RNA from Neogale vison (American mink), 1901 nucleotides. It is a transcript of the gene UPF3A, whose product is annotated as UPF3A regulator of nonsense mediated mRNA decay. Bases 23 to 1471 code for a protein of 482 amino acids. Gene Ontology annotation, molecular function: telomeric repeat DNA binding. Gene Ontology annotation, biological process: positive regulation of translation; nuclear-transcribed mRNA catabolic process, nonsense-mediated decay. The record is from RefSeq and is a predicted model, not a curated record. Lineage: Eukaryota; Metazoa; Chordata; Mammalia; Carnivora; Mustelidae. Gene Ontology annotation, cellular component: nucleolus; cytoplasm. The transcript is spliced from 11 exons.
UUGACUCCGCAGCGGGUGCAAGAUGCGCUCAGAGAAGGAGGGGGUGGGAGGCUCCGGGGCGGCCGUUGCCGCGCGGGGCCCGAGCGGGAGGGAAAAGGUAUCUGCUGUGGAAGUCCAAUUCCGCCGGGAGUCGCCGCGGCGGGAACCAGAGGCGCCACCAGCCUCGGCCUUCGGCUGUGGGGGCGGUACAAGCAAACCUCGCGAGGAGAAGAAGACAGUUCUGAGCAAGGUGGUGAUCCGGCGGCUGCCGCCCGGCCUCACCAAGGAGCAGCUGGAGGAGCAGCUGCACCCGCUGCCCGCGCAUGACUACUUCGAGUUCUUCACGGCCGACUUGAGUCUUUAUCCUCAUCUUUACUCAAGAGCAUACAUUAAUUUUAGAAAUCCUGAUGACAUCCUUCUUUUUAGAGAUCGUUUCGAUGGCUAUAUCUUCAUCGACAGUAAAGGCCUAGAAUAUCCUGCGGUGGUAGAGUUUGCCCCAUUCCAGAAGAUAGCCAAAAAGAAAAUAAAGAAAAAAGAUGCCAAAACUGGAAGCAUUGAAGACGAUCCAGAAUAUAAGAAGUUUUUGGAAACUUACUGUGUGGAGGAAGAGAAACCUAAUGCCAAUCCUGAAACUCUCCUGGGAGACAUAGAGGCAAAGACUAGAGAACUUAUUGCUAGAAGAACCACACCUCUUUUGGAAUAUAUUAGAAAUAGAAAAUUAGAGAAGCAGAGGAUUCGAGAAGAGAAGCGAGAAGAGCGAAGGAGAAGGGAGCUGGAGAAGAAGCGUUUACGGGAAGAAGAAAAGAGAAAAAAGAGAGAAGAGGAGAGGUGUAAGAGGAAGGAGGCGGACAGACAGAAGAGAGCUGCUGAGAGAGAAGUAAGGAUUAAGCUUCUUAAGAAACCGGAAAAGGGGGAGGAACCAACUGAAAAGCCAAAAGAAAGAGCAGAGGAAGUGGAUAUCGGAGAUGGAAAACGGGAGCCCUGGGCUGUCCUGAAGCCCACGCCCUUUGGGAGCUUGGUGGAGGAGCCCAGGGAAAAGUCACAGAAUGACAGUGAUAAAGAGCAAAGGGAGCUGGAGAGCAGAUUUCGAGAAAAAGAGCCUGAAACACAGAGAUGCCACGUGGACGACAGCACAAAGCACGGAGCUCCCUGUGAGGUAGCCAAGUUUCCAAGGAGAAACGAAGAAGAGCCAAAAUGGGGGAAAGGAGACCCCCCAGACACAGGGAAGAAGGGGAACCAGGACAGUGGCGUCCCUGUGGAGGCAGCAGAGUGGCCCGGGAGAGAGCACAGGAGUGAAGGCGGCCCAGCACCCAAAGCAGAGCGUCUGGGAAACAAGGACCGGCCAGCCUUGCAGCUGUACCAGCCAGGAGCUCGCAUCCGAGCACAAGAAACUGGUGGGGGAGUCUCCAUGGAGGGCCAUGAUGGGAGCAGGGGCGAGGCUGAAGAUUCGGCGUGGGCUGGUUCCCAGAAGAGUGAAGAGGCAGGCCCCUAGGACAGGAGCGUUGCCCCCACGUGAAGUCCACAGCUUGAAGUAUUGCCCCUUCAACAGUUUGGCCACUGACAUUUUUCACAGUCUCCUGAUGGGUGUGCUGCUCGUGGUGUGUAACCGCUGUUACGUAAGGGCUGCUGAGGUAACAUAAGAGCAUUAUUUGGGGACAGGGACAACUUAGGUACAGCAUCUGGGGUUUUCCUUUUUGCAGUCUGAGGCCAUUUUAUUUUCAAAAGGACUUAAUGGAGCUUUCUGCAAUUAUGUGUUCACAGUAUUUUUUAAUGUUUGUGAAAUUUUUAAACAUUAAUGUAUUUUGGUACUAUGCUUUGGACCACAUAUUAAAUAAUUUUAGUUGCUAUGGAUUUGAAUUCCAGUACUUUUCCUACAUUGAAUUUUACAUAAUAAAAUAUUGCUUUUCAAAAUGUAGCUUUAA